This is a messenger RNA of Cottoperca gobio, 1263 nucleotides long. RefSeq names its product ChaC, cation transport regulator homolog 1 (E. coli) (gene chac1). The record is from RefSeq and is a predicted model, not a curated record. Gene Ontology annotation, molecular function: glutathione specific gamma-glutamylcyclotransferase activity. Gene Ontology annotation, cellular component: cytoplasm. Bases 475 to 1068 code for a protein of 197 amino acids. Gene Ontology annotation, biological process: glutathione catabolic process. Lineage: Eukaryota; Metazoa; Chordata; Actinopteri; Perciformes; Bovichtidae. The transcript has 3 exons.
GCUGCUGCGCCAUGUUAUCGGGGAAAUGCUUCAAAUCACGGUCGCUUCUUGGCCGCGAGAAGAUAAACGACAAGGUGUUUGGAACGCCAUCAAUACUAAAUCAAAACUCGACAUCUUCAUUCGUAAGCUUUGAAUUUGUACCGUUACCGGCCAGCGAAGCAGCUGGUCCGAAACGGUUUUAGUUUCGUUUCCAUUGGUUCGAAGGCCACAGCGGCUGCCAUGGAUUUUUAAGGCAUAAUGCGGCAUCUCUAAUGCAACGGCAAUGCAUAGUGCAAGGCAAAAUCAACUGCGAAAUUCCAUCUUCGCAACUGCCAAGCAGUUGGGCUCAAAUACCGUCCGCGGUAUACCCGUGAGCCAACCGGUACCACUCCUCCUGGACCGGAGGAAGCUAACACUAGCUAGCUAGUCAUCGUAGCUAGCAACAUCGAUUUAAAAGAUUGAUCCCAUCGAUUCAUCGUCAACACUAUUGAAAAUAUGAAGCCUCAAGAUGUCACCACCGGGAAGUCCAACAGCCUGUGGAUCUUCGGGUACGGGUCACUGGUGUGGAAGCCUGACUUCAAGUACAAGAGGAGCCAGGUCGGCUACAUUCAAGGCUACAAGAGACGUUUCUGGCACGGAGACAACUUCCACCGCGGGAACGACGAGUUGCCCGGAAGAGUGGUGACGCUGAUCAAAGAUGAUGACGCCAGCACUUGGGGUGUGGCGUUCGAGGUGACAGGCUCUCAAGUCGAGGAGUCCAUGAAGUACCUCAAUGUGCGUGAGACUGUCUGCGGCGGCUACGUCACCAAAAUGGUGGAGUUCUUUCCCGAGGGGGAGAACCAGCCUCCGGUUCAGGCGCUGGUGUACAUCGCCACCUCGGACAACACGCUCUACCUUGGGCCGGCCAGCCCGGAGAUGAUCGGCAUCCAGAUCGCUGUGUGCAGAGGGAAGUCGGGCCACAACCUGGAGUAUCUUCUCCGGCUGGCUGAGUUCAUGAGGAGAAGCUGCCCGCACGUGGAAGACCAUCACCUGUACUCCAUCGAGGCAGUGGCACUGAAAGUGGUGUCCUAUGUGUUAGCAGCCCAGUAGCUCGUACCCUUUGUUUCACCAGCUUAUAUAGUGGAUCAAUGCAUUACACGCACGCAUGACAUUAGGAGUUUUGUUUUUCUAAAACAUGACGACAUGUUCAAAUUGUAACUAUACACCUGUAUGAUGUUGUUCACUGUAAACAUCUGUGCAGCUCUGCUUUUAAAAGGCACAUUAAAGUUUUCUUGAUUUGCACAA